Protopolystoma xenopodis is the source of this 564-nucleotide messenger RNA. Lineage: Eukaryota; Metazoa; Platyhelminthes; Monogenea; Polystomatidea; Polystomatidae. The record is from the annotation of a GenBank genome assembly.
AUGGUAGUCGACCCUGAUCUUGAUCUCGAUCUUGAGCCGGAAUUCAGCCCAGAUUUUUCUGCCGCAGGUCAAAUCGCUAGUAGAAUGACGGUUAGCCCACAACCGAGUCAUGCUCAGCCUGACUCUCACUGUGAUGUAAGCUCCCGUGAGUUGGUCCGUGGAUUACCUAGCAGUUCACGAGUUGGGCCUAAAACAGAAUUUGAAUUUAUGACCUCUCCCGGCUCCUCUUCGUCAAUUUUGAUCAAUCGACCAAAUAAAUCUGUCUCAUCCAUUUCCCCGAUUCUAACCUCGAGAGCCUCAAAGUCUCAUCGCCUUCUCACUUACCAUCAGGCUCGCUCCAUUGAAUUUACCAGUCCAUCAACACCAUCUUCAAGUCGUACACGAGGUUCUUAUGCAACCAGUUCAACCAAUAGCCAGACCUAUGGGUUAGGGACAGGCGGAUGUGUACUUUUAAAAAAAGCACGAUCUUUCAAGCGAGCAGAUAGUUUAGAAUGCACUAAUGAAAGCUCAGGAUUCUGGGGCAUCGCGAGACAAGCGAGGGCGAGUAAGUUGCUAUUGUUUUGA